AACUCAUUCAUUCAUCAUUCACAUAGUGAUCAUCAAGUGGAAGAGGUAGAGAGAAAUUAAGAGUGAAUAGUAAUAGUAAACAUGGCACAUCAAGAAGUGAAUAAUGGUAGCAACAACCGUAUAGUAGCCGUCAAUGUGACCCCUUCUAGCACACCAUCUUAUAACCAUGAUGACUCCUCAAAGCAAGAUCAGAAACCAGGAUGGAAGAAGUUUUUGGCAUAUGUAGGUCCUGGUUUUCUUGUCUCCUUGGCCUACCUUGAUCCCGGAAAUAUGGAAACUGAUUUGCAAGCUGGAGCUAACCACGGAUAUGAGCUGUUGUGGAUCAUACUUAUUGGACUCAUAUUUGCCUGCAUAAUUCAAUCAUUGGCUGCAAAUCUUGGAGUAUGCACCGGUAAACACCUUUCAGAAAUUUGUAAAGCUGAGUACCCAUGGUUUGUGAAAUACUGUUUAUGGAUAUUAGCAGAACUUGCUGUCAUAGCUGCAGACAUACCUGAAGUGAUUGGGACGGCCUUUGCACUAAACAUACUAUUCCACGUCCCUGUAUGGGGAGGGGUUCUGUUGACUGGGUGCAGCACUCUCUUGUUUUUGGGUCUACAAAGAUUUGGGGUGAGGAAGUUGGAACUGCUGAUUUCAAUUCUAGUAUUUGUAAUGGCUGCAUGUUUCUUUGGUGAAUUGAGCUAUGUAAAACCCCCUGCUAAAGGAGUAAUUGAGGGAAUGUUUGUUCCCAAACUCAACGGAAAUGGAGCUGUAGGCGAUGCUAUUGCCCUUUUGGGUGCCCUUAUCAUGCCGCACAAUCUUUUCCUCCACUCUGCUCUAGUGCUAUCUCGAAAAAUACCUGGUACCAAGCGCGGCAUCAAUGAUGCAUGCAGAUACUUUCUCAUUGAGAGUGGUUUCGCGUUGUUUGUUGCAUUUCUAAUCAAUGUUGCAAUGAUUUCUGUGACUGGCACUGUUUGCAAGGCUGAUGAUAUUUCUGGAGAGAAUGUUGAUCGUUGCAAUGAUAUUACCCUUAACUCCGCUUCUUUCCUUCUCCAGAAUGUGUUGGGACGUUCAAGCUCAACUAUUUAUGCCAUAGCAUUGCUAGCUUCAGGACAAAGUUCUGCCAUCACUGGAACCUAUGCAGGCCAGUUUAUCAUGCAGGGUUUCUUGGACUUGAAGAUGAAAAAAUGGAUAAGGAACUUGGUGACUAGGAUUGUUGCCAUAGCACCAAGUCUAGUUGUCUCUAUCAUUGGUGGUUCUUCUGGAGCUGGAAGACUCAUUAUCAUUGCAUCGAUGAUACUUUCUUUUGAGCUUCCAUUCGCUUUAAUUCCACUCCUUAAGUUUAGCAGCAGCAGGACCAAGAUGGGACCUCACAAGAAUUCUAUCAUUAUCAUUAUCAUCUCAUGGAUACUGGGUUUGGGAAUCAUUGGAAUCAAUGUGUACUACCUCAUUACUGCUUUUGUGGGUUGGAUUAUUCACAACAGUCUACCAAAGGUGGCAAAUGUGUUCAUUGGGCUCAUAGUGUUCCCUCUAAUGGCACUGUAUAUCGUCUCAGUUAUCUAUCUAACAUUCAGAAAAGACACUGUUGUAACGUUUGUGGAGGUUAAGGAUGACCCGUCAAUGCAAACCCAUGUGGAAAAGGGGUUUGUAAACGAUGGUCAGUUAGAGUUGAGUUAUACUCCUUAUAGAGAAGAUUUAGCUGAUAUCACCCGACCAGAGGGACCUAGGUUGUGAGUCAAAUGCAGCACCAACUUCACAUUGCUUUCAAGUCAUUUUAGAGAGCAAUGAGAAUCUAAGGAUGGCUAACUCUCAAAAUGAAUGUGUACCACUGUAAAAUUUUGUUAAGUUUCAUUGUUUCUAUGUUACUGCAUAAGUUUAAAAGAAAACUAGAUUGGCAUAAGCCCCAAAAUGGUCUUCAAAUUUCUACAAUAAUCCACUCCCCAAAUAAUAGAUAGCUGUCAGUGUUUCCAUUAAAGUCAAAGGCACCAGUGAAGAGAAGAUCUUAUAUCCUGUACUCGGUGUAUAUCCGACAUUAUUUCUGAAAAUGUUACUCUUGUUCCUUUUCUUCUGUUUUUUCUACCUUGUACUCAGGAUGAUAAAAUACAGGACACUGCAUUAAUAAAAUCCUCACUAUUUCUAUGUUAA
Molecule: messenger RNA, 2121 nt
Organism: Medicago truncatula (barrel medic)
Lineage: Eukaryota; Viridiplantae; Streptophyta; Magnoliopsida; Fabales; Fabaceae
Product: metal transporter Nramp5
Exons: 13
Coding region: 82-1710 (542 amino acids)
Biological process (GO): iron ion transmembrane transport; manganese ion transport
Cellular component (GO): plasma membrane
Molecular function (GO): manganese ion transmembrane transporter activity; cadmium ion transmembrane transporter activity
Source: RefSeq, a predicted model, not a curated record